UCACGCACAUUGCUGGUUCCGGGUUUCGCGCUCCAUUGUGGCGGCUCGACCCAAGCCCGGCUGUACCGGACUAACGAUCUCGACGUGAGACCGGCCCGAAUGGCAAUCGGGAUGGGCCCGGCCCCGAAGAUCCCGGGUGUAAGUAGCCUCCAACUUACCAGAAACGGAUAGAGAGAUGGCUUCUGCUCUGCUCCUUCGACGCUUCUACUGCUGCAGCAGCAGCAGCAAUGGAGCUUCUGCUCUCGAUCCGACAAGGAAGAAGAAGCAACUCGUUUUCAUGGGCUCUCCUCAGGCAUUUCAUUCAUCUCCUAUCUCUCCCCUUCAUCAAUUUAUACACCAUUUCUCUGUAUAUAUCCUUCAAAUUUUUUUGCAGGUCUCAGCAUCAGUUCUAGACAUUCUAAUGAAUGCUUCUAAAGAGCCCAAUUCCAUGUUUCAGCUUGCAGCACUUGUUACACAGCCGCCUUCUGCAAGGAAUAGAGGGAGAAAGGUGAUGCCUUCGCCAGUUGCUCAACAUGCUCUAGACAGAGGUUUCCCGAGGGAUCUUAUUUUCACUCCAGAACGAGCGGGGGAGGAAACAUUCUUGACCGAUUUCAAGGCUCUAAAGCCAGAACUAUGUGUUACUGCAGCUUAUGGAAAUAUUCUGCCCAGUAAAUUUCUUGAGAUACCACAACAUGGCACAGUCAACAUACACCCUAGUUUGCUUCCUCUAUACCGUGGUGCUGCUCCUGUUCAAAGAGCACUGCAGGACGGUGUCAAAGAAACAGGAGUCUCACUUGUGUACACUGUUCGUGCAUUGGAUGCUGGACCAAUCAUCGAUAGUGAAAGUGUAGAAGUUGAUAAUCAUGUCAAAGCACCGGAGUUGCUUUCAAGGCUAUUUGAUCUUGGAUCGAAACUGCUGAUCCGUGAACUGCCCUCUAUUUUUGAUGGAUCUGCAAAGCUGAAGGCACAAGUUCAAGAUGAUUCUAAAGCUACUUUGGCUCCUAAGAUAAAAUCUGAGGAGUCAUGGCUAUCCUUUACUCAAGAGGCUUCUGUCUUACAUAACAAGGUUCGGGCAUUUGCAGGUUGGCCUGGAACUCGAGUCCAGCUUCAAGUCCUUGAUGGCAACGGUCAGGUUGAUGUCCUAGAGAUCAAAGUUAUCACCACAAGAGUUGGCAACUCUAGUAAUGUUUGCGAUAAUGAAGAUGACAUAACUUUCAGUGGGGGUGUCUUGGUAAUUCCAUGUGCUGGACGCUCAGCACUCGAGGUACUUGAAAUCCAGCUUCCUGGUAAGAAAGUGAUGAGUGCUCGUGAUUUUUGGAAUGGAUUACAAGGUCGGAAGCUGCAAAAGUUGCCAUAGAAGAAGCUUUCCUAUGUUCAUGCUUAUGGCAUGAAUUGUGGGUGGAGCUGAUGAGAGCCGAGGGCUGAGGCUGAAGGCCCAUUGGAGUGGAUGGUCAUUCUGGUAUUUUGUUCAUGCCCAUGCCUUUUACUUUUCAAUUGUUUGGUACUGUUAUCUGUUUUGGUACAUUGGGCUUUCUGUAAUCUAUGGCUGUAAGCCUUGCAAUGUUGGUUGAUUGCUUGCCUUUCUUCUCUACCUAUGUAUCUGAAUGGUGGGCCCCACAUGCUACACCCAGCCGCAUGUGCCAAUCUGGUAUCCAUGGGCUGUCCAAUCGUCGUCAGGUGUCAGCCAUCAUGUAGGUAACAUGGCCCAAAAAUCAGACCAGAUCGCUCGACUGGGUCAGGCCAUUGACCUAGUGGGAUCUACCAAAUGGAAGGCUAGCAAUCCUGACACAUUACAAGUGGUGCACACUUACAAUUGAAGAGUUUGUUGGAUCAUUUCAAAGUGCCAUUUACAAUGAUGCCCGUUUGUUUCUGCAUUUUUUUUCUUUCCAGUUAUAUUUGACUGAUUUGUAAAUACUUAUUGCUACCUUGAGUAUGAAAUGCUCAAAUGCUCUCAGAGCACUAUAAGUUA
Molecule: messenger RNA, 1948 nt
Organism: Magnolia sinica
Lineage: Eukaryota; Viridiplantae; Streptophyta; Magnoliopsida; Magnoliales; Magnoliaceae
Exons: 11
Coding region: 176-1336 (386 amino acids)
Biological process (GO): biosynthetic process; conversion of methionyl-tRNA to N-formyl-methionyl-tRNA
Molecular function (GO): methionyl-tRNA formyltransferase activity
Source: RefSeq, a predicted model, not a curated record